Molecule: messenger RNA, 679 nt
Organism: Helianthus annuus (common sunflower)
Lineage: Eukaryota; Viridiplantae; Streptophyta; Magnoliopsida; Asterales; Asteraceae
Exons: 2
Coding region: 98-610 (170 amino acids)
Source: RefSeq, a predicted model, not a curated record
UCUACAUGCUCAUGCCACUUUCAAGAUCAUCUUAUGCUUCAUACUCUUUCCAACUACUUACCCAAAAAAAUAUCUAUCUUUUUAUCAAGAUUUGAAGAUGGGAGAGAUUGAAAAAGGCCAAAUAACAAUUCAUCAAGAAAUGGGAGUUAAAGAGAAUGACAAAAGCCAUUUGGAACGACUUCAAUGGGGUUUUAUGGAAGCUAAAGACGAUGCCUGCAGCUAUGACCUUAUGGAAUCCGAUUUAGACGAUUCUUUCGACUCGUCUUCUUCGACAGAAGAUGCAUCAUCAUCAUCAUCAUGUAGUCCUUUGUUUGAACUAUCUGAUCUCAUGGCACAGUUGCCUAUCAAGAGGGGCAUAUCAAAGUUUUAUCAAGGGAAAUCUGAGUCGUUUUCAUCGCUAACAAGUGUGAAGAGUGUUGCAGAUCUUGCAAAGAAAGAGAAGUAUUGCUUUAAAUCAAGAAGUUCAAUGAAAAGAUAUGGUCAAACUCAAAGUCAAAGAUUAAGUCCAAAAGCCACCAUAGCCAAGAACAAGAAAGGUUCUUCUUCAACAAGUACCAAGGGUUCAAUGUUUUCAUCACUAGGAAAUAUGAGUUCGUUAAUCGCUAGUUAGCUUAAAUAAUAUUGGCCUUUGGUACAAAUUGUUGCUACCGACUAAUUAAGUUUUUCUUCUUUUUUUCAA